AGCCAUCAUUUGUGAACGUGCCAGACAAGGAGCAGUUCAAGAAGAAAUAAGCCUACACACUCAAGCACGGAGAUCUCGACGUUUACUUGUUAUUAUUUGUUUAUUUAGCAACCGCAUUUAUUUCAUCAUAGUCUAGUGUGAUAAAGAAGCUUAGUUUUACCCUGUGAAAUGUCGACGCCAGCAAGAAGACGUUUAAUGCGAGAUUUUAAGAGACUGCAAGAAGAUCCUCCCACAGGUGUUAGUGGUGCACCAACUGACAAUAACAUCAUGAUUUGGAAUGCUGUGAUAUUUGGGCCCCAUGAUACCCCCUUUGAAGAUGGUACCUUCAAAUUGACCAUAGAAUUCACUGAAGAGUAUCCCAACAAACCUCCCACUGUGAGAUUUGUAUCAAAAAUGUUCCAUCCUAAUGUGUAUGCAGAUGGUAGCAUCUGUCUUGAUAUACUUCAGAAUCGGUGGAGUCCCACUUAUGAUGUGUCAGCCAUCCUUACAUCUAUACAGUCUCUCUUAAGUGAUCCAAAUCCGAAUUCUCCUGCAAACUCUAUGGCGGCUCAACUGUACAAAGAGAAUCGAAGAGAGUAUGAAAAGAGAGUGAAAGCCUGUGUGGAGCAAAGUUUUGUAGACUAGUGACCACCCCUUCAAAUUUGGCUAAAUGGAUUGAAGAUUUUGCUUAAAUGCAUAGUUUAUUAGUGAUUUUCCUUCUUCUGUGUUACCAAAAACUAAGACAAAAAUAUAAUUUAAAAAAAAGUGAGUGUCAAGAGCUACUGAAUCGAAUCGCGUGAAUUUGCUGGGAGCAAUUUUGGAACAUCAAUAUUUUUGUCAAGUGGAAGUGAACUUCUUUAUAGUAGAGUAUUUUACUGAGCUCACAAGAAAGAAGUUGAAAAAUGUGUGGAGAGGUUGUGCCAAUGAAAAAAACAAUCCUCCAUCAUCAUUACAUGGCUGGAGUUAACUGAAUUGAACCUUUGAAGUCAGAGUUCUAGAAGAUAGCAGGUAUCUGUGAUAGCUCCAAGUGUAACAGCCCUACUAGCCAAUGAUCCGUUUGCUUACUUAAAUUAUUGCUGUGUGUUUCCAUUGCUGCUCCCUUCCACUGUUCACUUUAAAAUGCUCUUACUUAGCCCAGCUCCCAUAGACUAAUCGUACUAAAAUUGCCAAUGCAAGUUAUAAUGAAAAAUUUCCUGUAAGUUUGUCUGUAUAUGAAAGUUUUGACUAAUUGGAAUCUAUGUUCAAUGCUCUGUAUCAUAUAAUGAUAAGAGUUAUAGCACAUGUAAAUUUAAUGCAAUGACGUUGAUAUCUGUUCUUAACAGUAUUGUGUCAUUGACUCACUCUGGAUCAGACCUUAAUUCCUUCCUAAUUAUUUUGAAAGGAGUUCUGUUCCAUGUGUGAGUUCUUGUUCUUUCUCAAUGUCUCUUGCCAUGGGCAUUUUACUAAACCCAACCACAACUUGCUUGGCACCAAAGAAAAUUUUCUUUAGUCUGGUUAUAGUGCCUUUCUCAAUGGAUCAGUCUGAGCUGGCUUUUGUUGAAGAGAACAGUGUAUCCUGUGCUAGCAAGUCUGCAAAGAAGGUCUUUCUUUUUUAUUAUUAUUAUUUUCUCUGAAGUGAUUUCCUUUUGGGAACGAGAGCCUGAUAAUUUUCAAUUUUAUGUGCAUCAUAGACUAAAGAUAUUAAGGAGGUGUGGAGGCGGCCUCAAUACUUGAGAAAUGUCUCGUGAUAAAUGUAAUUAUAUAUAGGUCUUAGCAUCUCUGAUGUGAUAAAGAGAGCUUUCAGUUCUUUGCCAGUUAAAAACAGAACCAACCAUGUAAAAAAGAAAAUCAAACCACCAUGGUGUAUGAAAGAAGACAGCUUGAAGGCAAGCUUGACUUUCUAAAUGCUUGCCUUCAAAUGUCUGUCCCUAAUUUUAACUUCAAGAUAAAUAUUCAUACCCAAGUACACCAGCUUAUUAUGGUUUAUUUUUUCUAUACUAUCAGUGUAAUCUGACUAGUUUCCUAACAAGUGUUUUUGUUUUCUUAAAUAUUUUGAUUCUGAGAAUUUGCCUUGAAAGGUUUUCAUUGACAAUUAAAUGCGUUGUAUAGAAAUGAAGUUGUGCACCGGUAUGAAGUUUUUAUUAAACUAUUAAGUUGUGAAAUGUAUGUAUAUUUCUAGUGUAUGAAUAAAUUCAUUAAGAACUAA
This is a messenger RNA of Frankliniella occidentalis (western flower thrips), 2164 nucleotides long. RefSeq names its product ubiquitin-conjugating enzyme E2-17 kDa (gene Ubc6). NCBI's taxonomy places the organism in Eukaryota, Metazoa, Arthropoda, Insecta, Thysanoptera, Thripidae. Gene Ontology annotation, biological process: DNA repair; protein polyubiquitination; proteasome-mediated ubiquitin-dependent protein catabolic process. The coding region runs from base 169 to 624 and encodes 151 amino acids. The record is from RefSeq and is a predicted model, not a curated record. Gene Ontology annotation, molecular function: ubiquitin conjugating enzyme activity. Gene Ontology annotation, cellular component: HULC complex. The transcript has 4 exons.